GGUAUUUUUUUGUGUUUAGUAUUUAAAAUUAUUUAUGGGAAUGUUCUAUGAGUUAUAUAAAUAAAUGAAAGAAGCAAACAGAAUUUUUAAAAAUGAGUCAUGGGAAAAAAAGUAUAAACUUAUGGCGUUCAGGCAUAUAUAAUAUAGGACUAGGCUUUUUAAUAAUUUUAUUUCCAGUAAUACUUCUCAGAAAUUUUACAUAUGCACUAUUUUAUUUGUUAUUAGUUUCUACUUUAUCUUCCAUAAACUGUAUUAAUGUCUAUAAGAAAACACUGUCAUUUACAUUUUCAAUGCCAUUCAUAAAUCCAGAAGAUACGAGAAGUGAAAAGUUUCCGACCAAAAAGUACGAGAGGAAGGAAUUUUCAAUUCUAAAAAGCAUUUUUAUUCUGGCUGUUAGUGUAAUUGUCUAUUACAUAGUAUGUGUACUUUUUGGUGCUCCAGUGUUUGAGGCAUAUGUAGCGACAUUAUACUUUAGCAGCAUAAUGACCAUGUUAACUAUCUAUCCUUUACUAUGGUACCUUUUUUCCAGUGAUAGUAUAAUAGCUGUGCUUAAAGUGUUUUCCGAUUCAAAGUGUGAUAAUCUAAUCGAAAUUCAUCUUCAACAGUUGAUAAUAUGUACUAUAGUAGGUGCUUGGUUAGGUGCUAUUCCUAUACCUUUGGACUGGGAUCGUCCAUGGCAAACUUGGCCUAUUACUUGCUGUAUUGGAUCAGUUUUGGGAUAUUGUUUUGGCCAUUUUCUAAUAGGAAUGAGACUUCUUUACAUGUUUUACAAAGAAAAGAAGAAGAUGUAUAAUCGUUCUGUAUAAAAAUAAAUAUUACUAAGUAUAUCCCCUUGUGUUGCAAUAAGCAAAGCCUAUUUGUAUUAUAAAUGAUGUGUGGAUAUAAUAGGAAAUAUUAAUUGUUAGAAAGUGCUCAUUGUAUGGUAUUUUUCAAAUGCAGAUUGUAUUAUUCACUUAAGAUAACAAGCUAUUUUUAUAUUUUUUAUUAUGGUAAGCAGUAAUAAAAAUUUAUCUCUUAGCUGAA
Stegodyphus dumicola is the source of this 1023-nucleotide messenger RNA. RefSeq names its product phosphatidylinositol glycan anchor biosynthesis class F (gene PIG-F). Lineage: Eukaryota; Metazoa; Arthropoda; Arachnida; Araneae; Eresidae. The record is from RefSeq and is a predicted model, not a curated record. Gene Ontology annotation, biological process: GPI anchor biosynthetic process. Gene Ontology annotation, cellular component: endoplasmic reticulum membrane.